UUGGGGAAAAGAGAAAGUUGCAAGGAUGAAUGAGAGGCAGAGGUUGGCGAAUCUCCUGAGGAACUGUUCGAAGAAUUUGCUACUUGAUCAGGGAAUGCAAGCUCAUGGGACAGUAAUGAAAAUGGGUCUUGGGUUUGAUUUGAUGUUGAGCAAUGAUCUUAUAGAUAUGUAUGGUAAAUGUGGUAGAACGGGCAUGGCCUGUGCUGUGUUUGAUAGAAUGCCUGAAAGAAAUGUGGUUUCUUGGACAGCUUUAAUGUGCGGCUACUUACAGAAUGGUAAUGCCAAAGGGUCACUGUCUCUUUUUAGUAAAAUGGGACUUUCAGAAAUUAAGCCCAACGAGUUCACUUUUUCAAUUAAUUUAAAGGCGUCUGGUUUUGUGGGCAUUGCUGAGAAUGGAAUGCAGAUUCACAAUAUGUGCACUAAAUCUGGUUUUGAAUGGGUAACGGUGGUGAGCAAUUCUAUCCUUGACAUGUACACGAAAUGUGGAAGAGUUAGUGAAGCUGCCCGGAUGUUCAACGUUAUGCCAGUUAAGAACCUUAUUACUUGGAAUGCGAUGAUAGCCGGAUACACACUCAAAGGAAAUGGGGAGAGAGCUUUGCUUUUGUUCAGGCAAAUGCAGGGGAUGGGAGAAGUCCCUGACGAGUAUACGAUUACAAGCACACUGAAGGCUUGUAGUGGUCUGGGAGCAAUUCGGCAAGGAAGCCAAAUACAUUCCUCCUUAAUCACAAGAGGAUUCUUGUGUUCAGUUCGGACCAUGAUUGCAGGUGCUCUUGUUGAUCUGUAUGUAAAAUGCAGCCACUUGACCGAAGCUCAGAGAAUAUUCGACCAAAUCGAACAGAAGAAUCUAGUAUCCUGGAGUGCCCUGAUUCUGGGUUAUGCCCAAGAAUGCAAUCUACUGCAGGCCAUGGACUUGUUUAGGCAGCUCAGGGUUAGUAUACACCAUCAAGUAGAUGGGUUUAUUCUCUCAAGUCUUAUGGGUGUGUUUGCUGAUUUUGCUCUAGUGGAACAAGGUAAGCAAAUGCAUGCUUUCACCAUUAAAAUUCCAUCUGGUUUAGACAUAUCAGUAACUAAUUCAAUUCUGGAUAUGUAUCUCAAGUGCGGAUUAACAGAUGAGGCAGAAAAACUAUUUAAUGAAACUCCUGUGAGGAAUGUCAUUUCUUGGACAAUUAUGAUAACUGGAUAUGGAAAGCAUGGUCUUGGAAGGAAAUCCAUACGUCUUUUCCACCAAAUGCAAUCAGAAGACAUAGAACCCGACGGGGUGACUUACUUAGCCGUGCUCUCAGCCUGCAGCCAUUCUGGACUCGUUGAAGAAUGCCAAGAGUACUUCUCAAGAUUAUGCCAUGACAGAUGGAUUGAACGAAAUGUAGAACAUUAUGCUUGCAUGGUUGAUCUCCUUGGGCGAGCUGGACGCUUAAAAGAAGCUAAGAAUUUGAUUGACAGCAUGCCUUUAAAACCAAAUGUUGGAAUAUUGCAAACUUUACUGAGUGCUUGUAAAGUACAUGGAGACUUGGAAAUAGGGAGAGAAGUAGGAGAGACACUUUUGAGAUUGGAUGGCGGUAACCCUGUCAACUAUGUGAUGUUGUCAAACAUCUACGCUGAGGCUGGCUACUGGAAGGAGUGUGAGAGAUUAAGAAAACUGUUCAAGAUGAAGGGGUUAAAGAAAGAGGCGGGACGCAGUUGGGUAGAGAUCGAUAAGGAGGUCCACUUUUUCUACAACAGGGACGAGACACAUCCACUUACAGAAAAGAUUCAUCAAAAGUUGAAGGAAAUGGAACAGAGAAUAAAAUCUGAGAUUGGUUAUGUUCAUGGAGUGAGGUUUGCACUGCAUGACGUGGAAGAAGAGUCAAAGGAAGAGAGCUUGAGAGUUCAUAGUGAGAAGUUGGCAAUUGGGUUGGCACUGGUGUGUGGUGAGGUGGAGAAGGGGCACAAGACAAUUCGAGUUUUCAAGAACUUGAGAGUGUGCGGAGAUUGCCAUGUGUUUAUUAAAGGCUUGUCAAAGGUUUUAAAGGUGGUGUUUCUGGUGAGAGAUGCAAAUAGGUUUCAUAAGUUUGAGAACGGAUUGUGUUCUUGUGGAGAUUAUUGGUGAUGUUCAGCGACAUGUUGCACUUCUAUAAGCCAAAUUUAAAAUUCAACUUUGUCCAA
Messenger RNA from Prunus avium (sweet cherry), 2142 nucleotides. RefSeq names its product Tetratricopeptide repeat (TPR)-like superfamily protein. Lineage: Eukaryota; Viridiplantae; Streptophyta; Magnoliopsida; Rosales; Rosaceae. Gene Ontology annotation, cellular component: intracellular membrane-bounded organelle. The record is from RefSeq and is a predicted model, not a curated record. Gene Ontology annotation, biological process: RNA modification. Gene Ontology annotation, molecular function: zinc ion binding; RNA binding; protein binding.